This is a messenger RNA of Mesorhabditis belari, 357 nucleotides long. The record is from the annotation of a GenBank genome assembly. NCBI's taxonomy places the organism in Eukaryota, Metazoa, Nematoda, Chromadorea, Rhabditida, Rhabditidae.
AUGGGUUGUGCUUGUUCAACUGAUGAUCCUUACCAGAAUGAGUUGGUGAAGAGUGAAUUAACAUUGGAAAACCCAGGAGCGAAGGAUUGUCGCGUCUCACGAAAAUCACUGAUCCAUAAAGAAUCGGUUAUUUUGGGUAAAGGAAUGACAAAUGCUCAUUUGGCUGUCGCUAUGCUUCAGGCGAACAAAGCGGCAGCGAUGAUCACAACGGGGAGUCCUUUCACAAAUGAACUCGAGUAUGAGAUAGCACAAAAAAUUAUUCGAAAAGCAAAAAAUGAAGGUUGCACGGUUUCUAUUGUGAACGCUUGUCUCUACAUCGAUUACAAAUUCGUUGGGAUGUUGCCACCAGAAAUGGCC